AUUAAAUAUUUAAUUACCAAUUGCUUAAUACUGGCAGACAAUCAUCUGACCCAUAUGUGGCAGCCAUCUCAAGCCAGAGGACGAGAUGACUCUAGCCGCCACGCAUAUAAAGGAUUUAGAGUGAAAAACUUUGUUUUUACGGGUUAUACUUAUGUUUGACUCUCUUUAUCUUUGCAGGCAAGUCCUGGAAGGCUCUGAGUCACUCGGAGAAAAGGCCAUUCGUGGAGGAAGCUGAGCGCCUACGAGUCCAACACAUGCAGGACCACCCCAACUACAAGUACAGGCCUCGCAGGCGCAAGCAGCUCAAGAGGCUGGGCAAACGGGUGGACUCGACUCUUCUGCUCCAUCAUCAUCACCACCACCACCAGCAACAACAUCAGCAGCAGCAGCAUCACCAAGAGUUGUCUCAACAGCAGCAGCAGCAGCAGUUGCAUCAUCAGCAUCAGCAACACCAUCAUCAGCAGUUGCAGCAUCAGCAGCAGCAUCAGCAUCAUCCUCUGCUGUCCGCGGUGGAUCCGGUUCACGUUGUUUGCCGUCCGCCGGAAACGGCGCUUAGAGACCUGAGCGUUGUCGCCGGGGGACAUUUUCAAAACCACUACCACCAACUCUACCACCACCAUCAUCAUCAACAGCACCACCAUCAUCAACAACAGCAGCAGCAGCACUACCAACAUCAGCCGCACCUUCAAGGAGUUCAUCACAACAACCUUCCUCAUCAUCAGCAGCAACAGCAGCAGCUCUUGCAGAGCCACCACCACCAUCAACAACAACAACAACAUCAUCAUCACCAUCAUCACCAGCAGCAGCAGCAGAGCCUGGUGAGUGAUGCCGCGUUCGGGCUCCCGACGCCGGAAAUGUCUCCGCUGGACGUCCUCGGCGACACCGACGCCCCGAACUUUGCGCAGUCGUCGCCCAUGACGCAGGAGGUCGUUCAGGGCCCCUUCCUGGUGGCGAACGCGUCGGGCGAAGGAGGCGCGGAGGACGAGGCGAUGAGUCCGCACGUCGUGGGCACAUACCCGUCGCACCACCACCACCACCACCACCUACUCCUCCAACAGCAACAACAACAGCAACAACAACAGCAGCAGCAGCAGCACCACCAUCAUCAUCUCCAGCAGCAGCAGCAGCAGCUGCACAAUCAGCAUCCGCAGCAGGAGCAACAGAUGGUGCAGAACGGAGCGACUCCUCUGGGAUACGCCACCGACCUGAGGAGGUCGACCACGAUUGUCCACCACUUUCGGGAGGUGGACGAGUCUGGUGGAGACAGCCGAAGCGUUGCGGCUAAAACGCCCAGCGAGUCGCUCGCCCACCACCACAACAACAACAACAACACCACCACGAACAGCAGCAGCAGCAGCAGCAACCACCUCCACCACGUCCUACCUCUGUACUACAGCCAGAUGUACCACCACCAGCAGCAGCAGCAUCAUCAGCAGCAGCAGCAGCACAACUUCCAUCAUCAGCACCAUCAACAUGGCAAUCAUCAGCAUCAUCAGCAGCAGCAGCAGACCGCCAGCGGUUUCCAGCCAAUGUCUCGCAGCCACGAGGUCGGCGAGCCGUCUCCUCCUCCCGACCCGCGGCGUUUAUACAGCGACGUUGAAGAGGAGGAGGAGGAGGAGGGGGAGGAGAGGGAGGUUGCGGCGGUGGGAAGUGACGAGGUUGUGGACGGAGUGAACGAUGACAACAACGACGGUGGUGGUAGUGGUCGUGGUGGUGGCGAAGGGCUGGUGAUCGUCACGUCUGUUGGUUCAAACGGUGACGGCGGACUCAUGAGUCAAUACCUACAGCAGCAAGACGUCGGUGGAUUUGCCAAGGGUGGACUAAUGCAUCACCAGCAACAGCAGCAACAGCAGCAGCAACAGGAAUCACUGCCUCAACAGCAGCAGCAGCAGCAGCCACAAAUGGCCAGCUUUCUAUCCGUGCUUGCGGACGCUACGGCGAUGUAUUAUAGCAGCAACCCGUAUGGCUGACGGGACAUCCAUCCAGCCUCCAACCGGCUAUGCCUGGCCACUAACACUGGCUUCGUGAUUCCGUGGUGGUGAAGAUGAUGAAGAUGAUGGCAGAUGAAGUUGCAACGGCCGUCUUCGUUCGGAGACAGCGAGUGGCGGCGAGAGUGACUCUCAUUCUUCACCUGAAGACGGCUGCAUGCGUUGUAGCCGAAACGUCGUGAGAAUUAUUUUAUUAUGUUUUAUUUUUAUUAUUUUAUUACUUCCCUUCUACGUGACUUUACCAAAAGAACCAAGAAGAUGAGAGUGACUCUGCUAAAGGUGGAAUUAUAUCGAGUUAAAAGGUUACGAUUCACCGCGGAGGUAUACAUAUUCGAGGUGUAUUUAAUGAACUUUGUUUUUGUUACAAAUGUCCGCGGACUGGUUUCUUGUAACGAAUAAUGGUCGUUGAGUUUUUGGUUGACGAAUGUUCGUUACGGUGACGGCAUUGCUUGUGAGUUCCCAGAGCCCAACUGAUGAUGAUUUCUACCCUCGAGUGUGAUGGCAGUAGCACUGUAGUUCAGGUGCCUCGGUGGCGAGAUGUUAACUACCUCGCCUGGUAUACAGGAGGGUAACCUGGGUUCGAUCCCUAACCCUGACGCCUGCUGCUGUAUAUUUGGAGUUUGCAUGUUCUCCCCGUGGUCGCGUGGGUUUUUCUCCAGGCCCUACGGGGUUCCCGUCCACAUUUAGAAUCAACAUCACGCGUUUUAGAGUAUUUGGCUGCUAUACAUUUCCACAUAAGCCACUUCGUUGCGCUUUCACUUGUGGUCAGGUCGUUUUUGCAACAACAACAACAAACAAAAAGAGCUGUAUAGCUCAGUGGGACUUACCUGAUAACAUUAAAACAAUUGUUUAUAUUAUUGGUUCUUUCGGUAAAGUCACGU
Lethenteron reissneri (Far Eastern brook lamprey) is the source of this 2869-nucleotide messenger RNA. Its product is annotated as TPR-containing protein DDB_G0280363-like. NCBI's taxonomy places the organism in Eukaryota, Metazoa, Chordata, Hyperoartia, Petromyzontiformes, Petromyzontidae. The record is from RefSeq and is a predicted model, not a curated record.